GCCCCCCGAGUGCCCAUGGCGACGCGGGUGCUGACCAUGAGCGCCCGCCUGGGACCCGUGCCUCAGCCGCCGGCCCCGCAGGACGAGCCCGUGUUCGCUCAGCUCAAGCCGGUGCUGGGCGCCGCGAACCCGGCCCGCGAUGCGGCGCUCUUCCCCGGCGAGGAGCUGAAGCAUUCGCACCACCACCCGCAGGCGCAGCCCGCGCCGCCGCCGCCGCCCGCCGCGGGCCCGCGGCUGCCCCCGGAGGAGCUGGUCCAGACAAGAUGUGAAAUGGAAAAGUAUCUGACACCUCAGCUUCCUCCAGUUCCCAUAAUUCCAGAGCAUAAAAAGUAUAGACGAGACAGUGCCUCAGUGGUAGACCAGUUCUUCACUGAUAGUGAAGGGCUGCCUUACAGUAUCAACAUGAACGUCUUUCUCCCUGACAUCACUCACCUGAGAACUGGCCUCUACAAGUCCCAGAGACCGUGCGUAACACACAUCAAGACAGAGCCUGUUACCAUUUUCAGCCACCAGAGUGAAACGACCGCCCCUCCUCCGGCCCCGACCCAGGCCCUCCCCGAGUUCACCAGUAUUUUCAGCUCCCACCAGGCCGCAGCUCCAGAGGUGAACAAUAUCUUCAUCAAACAAGAACUUCCUACACCAGAUCUUCAUCUUUCUGUCCCUCCCCAGCAGGGCCACCUAUACCAGCUGCUGAACACACCGGAUCUAGACAUGCCCAGUUCUACAAACCAGACCGCAGUGAUGGACACUCUCAAUGUUUCUAUGUCAGCCGCCAUGGCAGGCCUGAACACACACACCUCUGCCGUUCCACAGACUGCAAUGAAACAAUUCCAGGGCAUGCCCCCUUGCACAUACACAAUGCCAAGUCAGUUUCUGCCACAACAGGCCACUUACUUUCCCCCAUCACCACCGAGCUCAGAGCCUGGAAGUCCCGAUAGACAAGCAGAGAUGCUCCAGAAUUUAACCCCACCGCCAUCCUAUGCUGCUACCAUUGCUUCCAAGCUGGCAAUUCACAAUCCAAAUUUACCUGCCACGCUGCCAGUCAAUUCGCAAAACAUCCAACCUGUCAGAUACAAUAGAAGGAGUAACCCCGACCUGGAGAAACGCCGCAUCCACUACUGCGAUUAUCCUGGCUGCACAAAAGUUUAUACAAAGUCUUCUCAUUUAAAAGCUCACCUGAGGACUCAUACUGGUGAGAAGCCGUACAAGUGCACCUGGGAAGGCUGCGACUGGAGGUUCGCGCGCUCCGACGAGCUGACUCGCCACUACCGGAAGCACACGGGCGCCAAGCCCUUCCAGUGCGGCGUGUGCAACCGCAGCUUCUCACGCUCGGACCACCUGGCCCUGCACAUGAAGCGGCACCAGAACUGAGCGCCGCCGCCAGCCGCCCCACGCUCCGCAGCCCUUCUGGCCACCUUAUCCGCUACAAACUUAACCUGUUCCUAUAAAAUAAGAAAACAAAACAAAAAACUGGAAAUGUAUAUUUUGUAUAUUUGAGAAAACAGGGAAUACAUUGUAUGAAUACCAAAGUGUUUGGUCGUUGUCAGAAUCCGGAAUGCUCGCUGUCACGUCCAUGGCUUUCCUCGGGCCGGCUUCAUCUCCUGACAGGCAGCAGCAUGCGGGCGGGGCGGGGGCGCCGUCACUUAACGGGACAGUGUUUGGUGAACAAGUCAGCUGGCAGGCGCCGGAAGAAGGAUGCAUAGACUGUGUGUGUCAAGAUUUUACUUGACGUCGAGUAGGUUUUUUGAGGAUAGAUGAUUCCCGAUAGGUGCGCAGCAGUACCUGGCAAUUCACAAAUAAUAGCCAUUGAACAAAUGUGUUUUGGGUUUUUUUUAUAUAUGAGUUGCCUAUAUUUGCUAUUCAAGAUUUUGUAAAUAUGCAAAUCAGCUUUAUAGGUUUAUUACAAGUUUUUUAGGAUUCUUUUGGGGGGAAAAAUCAUAUUUCUUUUUGAAAAUAACCAUGAGUACAUUCACAGAAUUUGUGGUAAGAUACCUUUCAACAUCACCAAAUUCAUUUCUUUAAGGGGAAGGAAUAAUAAUCAUUCAAAUGAACUUUAAAAGCAAAUUUCAUGCACUGAUUAAAAUAGGAGUGUUUAUUUUAAAUAAAACGUUUUAUAUGAAUUGUAAACUGAAGAGCUUAAAGAUAGUUACAAUAUAUGAAAGUUAAACCUCUUACAAUAAGCUAAACAGUAUCGUUUUUAAGAAGGACUGUAGUUUUCACAUAUGGCAAUGUUGAAUUGAUGACGUUUUCUUAUACUGAGAUGUUUGCUCGUUCAGUACUGUCGGAUAAAUGACAAUUUAUGUGGGUUUUGCAUGUAAUAUACAGUGAGACACAGUAAUUUAAUCUAAAUUACAGUGCAGUUUAGUUAAUCUGUUAAUACUGACUCAGUGUCUGCCUUUAAAUAGAAAUGCUAUGUUGAAAACGUAAGGCAGCGAGUGCUACAUAUAUGCAAUAUAAAACAGUAAUGUGAUGCUGAUGCUGUUAACCAAAGGGCAGAAUCCAUAAGCAAAAUGCCAAAAGGGGUCUUAAUUGAAAUGAAAAUUUAAUUUUGUUUUAAAAAUAUUGUUUAUCUUUAUUUAUUUUGUGGUAAUAUAGUACGUUUUUUUAGAAAACAAUUUUCAUAACUUGAUAAAUUAUAGUUUUGUUUGUUAGAAGAGUUGCUCUUAAAAUGUGUAAAUAGAUGACAAACGGUGUAAAUAAUUUUGUAAGAGGCUUCAAAAUGUUUAUACGUGGAAACAUUACCUACAUAAAAAGCAUAAAUUGGUUGCUGUUUUGCUUCUUUUUCCCUCUUAUUUUUGUAUUGUGGUCAUUUCCUAUGCAAAUAAUGGAGCAAACAGCUGUAUAGUUGUAGAAUUUUUUGAGAGAAUGAGAUGUUUAUAUAUUAACGACAAUUUUUUUGGAAAAUAAAAAGUGCCUAAAAGAUUCAUGUUGUGCCUUUCUUCUUCACCCACAAUAGCAAGCACAAUUAGCAAAUUCCAUUCCCAAAACAAGUUGUUUAAAAAGAAUCUGAUGAGGGCUGUUAAUGAACGACUGAUUCUCAGGCAUUCUUAGAAGAGUCAUGUCUAACUAUGCUACCUUUAAGACAGAGGAAAGGGGUUUAUUUUUAAAAUAUAA
Lepus europaeus (European hare) is the source of this 3114-nucleotide messenger RNA. It is a transcript of the gene KLF5, whose product is annotated as KLF transcription factor 5. The transcript has 4 exons. Gene Ontology annotation, biological process: regulation of transcription by RNA polymerase II. The record is from RefSeq and is a predicted model, not a curated record. NCBI's taxonomy places the organism in Eukaryota, Metazoa, Chordata, Mammalia, Lagomorpha, Leporidae. Bases 16 to 1371 code for a protein of 451 amino acids. Gene Ontology annotation, molecular function: DNA-binding transcription factor activity, RNA polymerase II-specific; RNA polymerase II cis-regulatory region sequence-specific DNA binding.